UUGUCUUUGUCUUUAGCGAGGCAGAAUGUGAGGGUCAAAGAACAUUUUUUGUUGACAAGGAAGAAGGAUAAAACUUUAUUGCGCAACUCUAUUUUGGAUUAGAAACCUUUUGUGGAUGAAAUACUGGUAUUUUUUCCUCUGUUUCUGCAGUUUAUCCUCUUCUCCAACCUACUGAAGCGGCUAAAGUCCCCAAACUUUUCAAGGUUUGAGGAAGUGACGGACAGCGCGAGUCAGAGCGUGAGGGCCACGCAGCACGCAGCCAUGGUGUUGAUCCUGGGCAGACGGCUCAACCGGGAGGAGUCAGGCGUCCGCGACUCCCCCGCGGUCAAGCGCAAGGUCUUUGAGGUGGACCCCAAGACGCUGGCGGGCCACGACGUCUUCGACUUCUCCUCGGGCUCCACGCACGCCGAGGGCAUCCUGCAGGCGUUCAACGAGUUCCGUGACAGCCGCCUCUUCACCGACGUCAUCAUUAGCGUCCAGGGCCGGCAGUUCCCCUGCCACCGCGCCGUGCUGUCAGCCUGCAGCAGCUACUUCCGCGCCAUGUUCUGCAACGACCACCGCGAGAGCCGCGAGAUGCUGGUGGAGAUCAACGGCAUCCUGGCCGAAGCCAUGGACAGCUUCCUGCAGUACGUCUACACGGGCCGGGCCAAGAUCACCACCGACAACGUGCAGUUCCUCUUCGAGACCUCCAGCCUCUUCCAGAUCGGCACGCUCCGUGACGCCUGCGCCAAGUUCCUGGAGGACCAGCUGGACCCGUGCAACUGCCUGGGCAUGCAGCGCUUCGCAGACACGCACUCACUCAAGCAGCUGGCCAGCCGCUGCCGCGCCUACGCCAUGCAGAACUUCCCCGACGUGGCCCAGCACGAGGAGUUCCUGGACCUGCGGCGCGACGAGCUGGAGGAGUACAUCGCCAGCGACGAGCUGACCGUCGGCAAGGAGGAGGUGGUCUUCGAGGCGGUGAUGCGCUGGGUCUACCACGACGUGGAGGGCCGGCGGCCCAUGCUCAGGGAGCUGCUGCACCACGUCCGCCUGCCCCUGCUACACCCCAACUACUUCGUGCAGACGGUGGAGGGCGACCAGCUGAUCCAGAACGCCCCCGAGUGCUACCAGCUGCUCCAUGAGGCCCGCCGCUACCACGUGCUCGGCAACGAGAUGAUGUCGCCCAGGACCCGGCCUCGCAGGUCCACGGGCUUCUCUGAGGUCAUCGUGGUGGUUGGCGGGUGCGAGAGGGUGGGCGGCUUCAACCUGCCCUACACAGAGUGCUACGACCCCGUGACCGGCGAGUGGAAGUCGCUGGCCAAGCUGCCGGAGUUCACCAAGUCAGAGUACGCCGUCUGCGCCCUCAGGAACGACAUCCUGGUCUCUGGGGGCCGGAUCAACAGCCGGGAUGUGUGGAUGUACAACUCCCAGCUCAACCUGUGGAUCCGUGUGGCCUCCCUGAACAAGGGCCGCUGGCGUCACAAGAUGGCCGUCCUCCUGGGAAAGGUGUACGCUGUGGGUGGCUAUGACGGGCAGAGCCGGCUGAGCAGCGUGGAGUGCUACGACUCCUUCUCCAACCGCUGGACGGAGGUGGCCCCCAUGAAGGAGGCCGUCAGCUCCCCCGCCGUCGCCAGCUGCGCCGGCAAGCUCUUCGUCAUCGGCGGCGGCCCGGACGACAACACCUGCUCCGACAAGGUCCAAUGCUAUGACCCCGAGUCGGACACCUGGUUGCUAAGGGCCAACAUACCCAUCGCCAAGCGCUGCAUCACCGCCGUUUCCCUCAACAACCUCAUCUACGUGUCCGGAGGCCUGACCAAGUCCAUCUUCUGCUACGACCCCGCCGAGGAUUACUGGAUGCACGUGGUGCACACCUUCAGCAAGCAGGAGAGCUGCGGCAUGUCUGUCUGCAAUGGGAAGAUCUUCAUUUUAGGGGGGCGGGGGGAGAACGGGGAGGCUUCGGACACCAUCCUGUGCUACGACCCCGCCACCGGCAUCAUCACGGGCGUGGCCGCCAUGCCCCGCCCCAUCUCCUACCACGGCUGCGUCACCAUCCACCGCUACAACGACAAGUUCCACCGGUCCUGACCGGGGCCACGCUGAGGGAGGGGGCCCCUGAGGGCCACAUCCAGACGCCCCUGGGAGGAGAUAAGCUGAGCCACUUGUAGCAUUGUUCUGUGUCUCAGGGUGUCCUCAGAUCACAUGACAUGGAACGCAUUUAAGGUUUUUACUCGGUAGCCCCAUGCAACCAGAACCCGGCCUGCUCAUUCCCAAAAUCAGUGAGGUCAAAAAUAAAAAAAUCCAAAAUAUAAUCAAUGACUUGAUUUUAUGUUUAUAUAUUACAAAAUACAUCAGUGACACUGUAUAAUUCUUAAUUGUGUUCUAAAAGGUAUGAAUUAAAAUGCAUGGCAGUUUGGAUUUCAUACACUACAAUAUAUCACAAUCCAUUCAUGGAUUAGCAUACAGCUAUAGGGAGCCCUCUAAUAGUCUGUAUAAAGCUUCUUUAGUUUAAAGAAUAUAAAAAAUAUAAAGUUUCUUCCCAAGCCACUGGUUGUCGUUUUGUUUAAAUUCAUCAAAACAUCUCAGUCAAAGUUGUAAUCAGCUUCAGAACUGGUAGACUUCAGCAUAAAAUUAGUGGUAAGUUUGUUUAGUGAAAAAUUCUGUGUCAUUGCUAGUAUGUGCAAAGCAAACAAGUGGAGUUUUAUUAAUAGACCCUGAAAUGUUUACACAGAAUAACCGUCAAAUUUUUCUCAAGCACAGACCUCACUUUAAAGUCACCGAACCCAGCAAAUGACAUUGUUCUUCCUCAGCUCUUGAAAUAACCAAUGAAAAUAACUUCUUAUUAACGCAUGUAAAACUGGAAAUUAUUCUUCUGGAAAUGUAUUGUGACCGAAUAUGCGUAAGCGAAAUAAACGUGAAAAGACACUACAGCAGUCCCUUUGUAGCCGGCACAUUGAGAAGCGAAGAAUUCCCGCCCGGCGUUGAGAGAUUUACCGUACUCAAUGAGGUUUGAUGCAGCGGUUCUGUGGAAAGAGGUGCGAUCUCCUCUCUCAGCGGCACCUGUGGAAUUACCUAGAACUAGUAUGGCGCAGGACAGAGGUGUGUGGGAGAGAUCCGUGUUCCGCUGGUCUCCCUGUACCUGCCUUGCCUGGUCAUGCCCAUGUCAUGUGAUCUGAGAGGUGAGACACAUGCCUCCACCUCCCCCAAGCCCUGUUUCCCUCCCUGCAAUGUGGCUGCUCCUUUCAUCACUGACUUUAUCAUUUAUUGUUACCCUUUAUUUUGUUAAAUACAUACUACUAUUUUUACUGUAUUUUAAAUGAUAUUAUGCGAGUUUUUUUUUUUUUUUAAGUGUUGGUGUCAAUGCCUUGUUUGGCCUUUCAAGAGAGAGUGGGAUGGGGAGAGAGAGUGAGAGAUUAUACAGCAGGCCUACAAUGUAAUUUUUGAGUCAUGUCUUUUUUUUACAGUGUGUAGCGAAUCAGGUGAGAUGUUGUGUGGUCACAUGUGUCCCCAGUGUAGACAAGGGGAUAGGGGGAGGGUAAAUUACAGACACACGAAAACUUAAUCGGAGCAAAUGCAGUACCUAUAUGUAACACAGAGAUGCUUCUGCCAUUGAAAGAUAUUAAGCAGAAUCAUUUCACGCUAAAGUGGCUUAGCCGCAUUGCCUCGGUACAGCUCAGUAACGACUGCAUUAAAAAACACUCUUGCUGAAUCUGUUGCUUUAUGGGUGUUGUAGUUUUGAAUGAUGACCCACGAUGACUUAAAGUCUGUCAUUUUAUAAUUAAAACAAUACUUGCUCCACACGUCAGCACAGUUUUUUCCCCCAUCCGUUCAGGUAACGCUGCUCCAGGUAACCAAGGCAACCUCCUCUCGUGCUGGGUGAGAACUCAGCGCGGUCAUGACAACCGUGCCGAGCGUCGCACGACCGUGGCUUGACUGUUUACACGGUGGGGUUUAGCGAGAGCUCUGGGUGAUGUUUUUCCUCCUGACCCCGGUCAGUAACAUAUGGCCCGUUCUUACCUGCUUUCGAUGCAGAUCCCGAGGCUGUGAAUGGGUGUGCUUUUUUUAAAAAUAUUCCCCUCCCUUGAUUUUUAGAUGAGAGUUAUUUAAGAAUAGCUUUGUCUCUGAGAGUGCGUCUCUUUUCUUUCCGUUUUGUAACUGACGACGACAGAACCCCUACAUGCACUUCUGUUGCUCCGUUUUUAUUUUAUUAUAAUAACAAUGUAAAUAUGUUUUUUUAAUUCAGUUUCUUUUUUUUUUACUGUAUCAGUAAAUGUUCAGUAAACGGCUUUUGUGUGACAGGAUGACUGGAGCCUGUCAGCACCUCCUACUGGCUGCCGUAUCACAUAGCUUGGAGUAGAGAGACUAAACGUGGAAGAGAGAGGUAGAAAAGGGCACCCCCUGCUGGUCAAGGGCAGCCGUCCACCCAGCUGAAUGACCACUGAGGCAGGGUCAGAGGUGAAGCGAGAUCCGUAGUGGUGCAUGAGGGAGGCAUCAUUAGCCCAGAGGGGUGGAAGGAUCUUCCUCUUUUCUCGUGCCCAAAAAUCAGGAAUCUGGAUAGUUCAGCAU
Megalops cyprinoides (Indo-Pacific tarpon) is the source of this 4542-nucleotide messenger RNA. It is a transcript of the gene klhl24a, whose product is annotated as kelch-like family member 24a. Gene Ontology annotation, molecular function: protein binding. The transcript has 7 exons. The coding region runs from base 262 to 2064 and encodes 600 amino acids. Lineage: Eukaryota; Metazoa; Chordata; Actinopteri; Elopiformes; Megalopidae. The record is from RefSeq and is a predicted model, not a curated record.